CACUACCAGGUGGACCUGGGGGUCUGAGGGGGGAGACCAUCACCAUCGCUCCCACAUGCCUCGCUCCCAUCGGAGCCGGAGGGAGCAGGUGGGGUCGCCAAUGCCAUCCCCCCACCCGGAGGUGGGAGACCUGAACUGCCUGUUGAUCAACGAGGAGGGUUACCUGCAGGACUCCAGCGUCGUGUACCCAGAACAUGGUGUCCCAGAGUCAGGUAGCAGAGCCGGCCACAGGGGGCUAACCUCCAUCCACUCUGGAAGCUCAGCCCACAACAACACAGAGAACCUGUAUGGUGCCGCUGACGACUUUGGACUCUCUUUAAACCUCAGAGAUCGUUCACAAGAGCAGGUAACAGGAGUAGGGGGGAGGCGUCAUGCCUGCAAUCAAUGUACCAUGACCUUCCCAGACUUUGGUUCCCUCAAGGCCCACAAGCAGACACACAAAACUGGUAGAGAGUCAGGGUCUGGGCCUCCGUACUCCUGCACCCAGUGCGGUAAGACCUUCACCCAGGCCUGCAACCUCAAGGUCCACCAGCGAGUCCACCAGGCCAAGGGACUCCACCUCUGCAGCCACUGCGGCAAGGGCUUCACCUCCUUCUCCGACCUGAAGAGGCACAAGUGCAGCCAGACCACAGACAAGCCCUACUGCUGCUCCAUCUGUGGGAACAAGUUCAGUCGGCUCUGGAACCUGAAGGUGCAUCAGCGCAUUCACACGCAGGAGAAACCCCACUGCUGCAAUAUGUGUGACAAGAGCUUCACACGGGCAGACAUUUUGAAAGUGCACCUGCGCACCCACACUGGGGAGAGACCGUACUGCUGUUCUGUGUGUGGACUCAGCUUCAAACGACUGGCACAUCUGAAGUCACACCAGCGCAAACACAGGCCAAAUCACCUGGACUGAUUUUUUUAUUGAUACAUUUUUUUGUUAUAUAACAGACACUUACAAUUGCUACAUUAAUCUUCGAACAGCUAGUUUUAUUAUUUUAUUUGACAUUGAGAACAUUUCUUGUGAUCAGUUCUUUAUUAAUAAGGACAUUGAAAAUAUGAACAUGUUUGCUGUGAUCUAGUGUACAAUAAAUUAGGCGGCUCUGCUAUUCUUACAACUUUGCCCGGUCAAAAAGGCGGAACUACUUUUCUAUGACUUCUGAUCCUUCUAGCCUUGAUUUUCAUUUUUAUAAUUUUUAUAGUACUUUUUAAUAUGUAUAAUUUUUACUAGGUGUUGUCCAAUUAAUUCUGUAACCCUCUUCAAAUCAAGUUUGAUUGGAAAAUGCUGUUCAAAUGACAUGCAUUAUCAAAUCUUUGUACUCCCUGACUAAGGCCAUGCAGCCGAAACGCGUCUGAGUUUAAUCUUUGUUUUCAUUUAACAUGCCGUACAAAUAAAGGCAUUUUAAUUAAUUAUU
Messenger RNA from Oncorhynchus masou masou (cherry salmon), 1397 nucleotides. RefSeq names its product gastrula zinc finger protein XlCGF7.1-like. Gene Ontology annotation, molecular function: DNA-binding transcription factor activity, RNA polymerase II-specific; RNA polymerase II cis-regulatory region sequence-specific DNA binding. Gene Ontology annotation, biological process: regulation of DNA-templated transcription. The transcript has a single exon. NCBI's taxonomy places the organism in Eukaryota, Metazoa, Chordata, Actinopteri, Salmoniformes, Salmonidae. Bases 56 to 898 code for a protein of 280 amino acids. The record is from RefSeq and is a predicted model, not a curated record.